AUGAUUUCCAUCAAAUUGCAGGCGAGUGCUCAAAAGCUUGACGCGUUCAGAGAAGUGCAGAGGAGCCUGUCGGUUAUGACGGCCAACGCACCUGUCUCUGUCUCGCAUCUUAUCCAGCAUUUAAAGGAAGAACACAAAUGCCUGAAGAUGGACGCAGCAAGAGCAGAGGUCAGACUACAGAUCCUGUGGGAGGACGUCUGCAGCGAAAUAGGUAGAUUCGUCCAGGACAUGGUGAAGGACCGAACAGGGCGCAUCCAGGAAGAGGCAAACCAGACGAUUGCCAUGGAAUCAAGACACGCUGACGACGAGAGGGAGCGAAAGCGGAGUCGAAUCCUAGACCCCGAAGACUAUAGACAAACUCAAACGGCGGAUACACAAGGAAUUGAAGACAGGUCAACCGUACUGGAGGCAAGAGUCAACAGGCACGGCGAGAUGAUCGCUUUCUUGUUAAAGGAAAAUGAGGAGCUUAAGGCGAAGCUGAAGAUGCCUACGACACAAGCAUGGGCCGAGCCACAGAGUCACAGUCCAGACAUAUUGACCGCAAGCAGCUCUGGACAGGAUCGAUCACGCAGAGAUUCUGAAUCCUUCUUGUACGACUCUAGCAACGUGUCCAUGGGGAACAACAUAGAGAGAUUGCUUGAACGGUUAAGGGCGGGGUACGCGCCACACGCGAAGUGA
Messenger RNA from Gloeophyllum trabeum ATCC 11539, 678 nucleotides. RefSeq lists its product as uncharacterized. The transcript is spliced from 3 exons. The coding region runs from base 1 to 678 and encodes 225 amino acids. The record is from RefSeq and is a predicted model, not a curated record. NCBI's taxonomy places the organism in Eukaryota, Fungi, Basidiomycota, Agaricomycetes, Gloeophyllales, Gloeophyllaceae.